AUUUCAGAAAGAGCAAUGGAAAUUGGAUGGAUGACCAGUCUGAGACAAAGGCAAGUCCUAGUUUUCUUUGUUUUGCUGAGCGUGUCUGGGGCGGGAGCCGAGUUAGGGCUCUAUUCAGUAGUGGAAGAAACGGAGAAAGGUGCCUUUGUGGCAAAUCUGGGAAAAGACCUAGGGUUGGGGUUGGCGGAGAUGUCCACCCGCGCGGCUCGUAUCAUUUCUCACGGGAACAAAGAGCAUUUGCAGCUCAAGGUUCAGACUGGGGAUUUGCUCGUAAAUGAAAAACUAGAUCGAGAGGAGCUAUGUGGUCCAACCGAGCCUUGCAUAGUACAUUUCCAAGUGUUAAUGGAAAAACCCUUAGAGGUAUUUCAGGCUGAACUGAGAGUGCAAGACAUAAAUGACCAUUCUCCAGUGUUCGCUGAAAGAGAAAUGAUUCUAAAAAUACCGGAGAACAGUCCUCUAGGAAUCGCAUUUCCUCUGAGUAAUGCUCUGGACUUGGAUGUAGGAAACAAUAAUGUUCAGAACUAUAAAAUCAGCUCCAACUUCCAUUUCCGGGUUCUAACCCGCAGUCGCAGCGAUGGCAGAAAAUACCCUGAGCUGGUGUUGGACAAAGAGCUGGAUCGGGAGGAGAAGCCUGAAAUCCUAUUAACCCUGACGGCACUGGAUGGCGGCUCUCCGCCUCGGAAUGGGACGGCCCAGGUGCGCGUUGAAGUGGUAGACAGCAACGAUAAUGCCCCGGAGUUUGGGCAAUCUCUCUACAAGGUGCAUGUUCUGGAAAACAGCCCAGUAGGCUCCCUGGUGGUCACUGUCUCUGCCAGCGAUUUAGACAGUGGAGUUAAUGGAAAAAUAUCAUACACAUUCUUUCAGCCUUCAGAAGAUAUUACCAGAACUUUGGACGUAAAUCCUAUGACAGGCGAAAUUCGGCUGAGAAAACAACUAGAUUUUGAAACAGUUCUGUCUUAUGAAGUGGACAUCAAGGCCACUGAUGGCGGAGGUCUCUCAGGAAAAUGCACUUUCCUCCUGCAGGUGGUGGAUGUCAACGAUAAUCCCCCACAAGUGACCAUAUCUGCACUUACUAGCCCAAUCCCAGAGAACUCUCCUGAUGUUGUAGUUGCUGUUUUCAGUGUUUCUGAUCCUGAUUCCGGAGAAAACGGGAAGACUAUUUCCUCCAUCCAGGAUGACCUUCCUUUCUUUCUAAAACCUUCAGUCAAGAACUUUUACACUUUGGUAACGGAGAGAGCACUAGAUAGAGAAGAAAGAGCCCAGUACAACAUCACCAUCACCGUCACCGACCUGGGGACACCCAGGCUGAAGAGCGAGCACACCAUCUCCGUGCAGGUGGCCGACGUCAACGACAACGCCCCGGCCUUCAGCCAAAGCGCCUACACCCUGUGGGUCCGCGAGAACAACGGCCCCGCCCUGCACAUCGGCAGCGUGAGCGCCACCGACCCGGACUCGGGCGCCAACGCGCGGGUCACCUACUCGCUGCUGCCGCCCGGCGACGCGCGCCUGCCGCUGGCCUCGCUGGUGUCCAUCAGCGCGGACACCGGGCAGCUGUUCGCGCUGAGGCCCCUGGAUUUCGAGGCGCUGCGCGCCUUCGAGUUCGGCGUGGGCGCGGCCGACGGCGGCUCGCCGGCGCUGAGCAGCCGGGCGCUGGUGCGCGUGCAGGUGCUGGACGCCAACGACAACGCGCCCGUCGUGCUGUACCCGCCGCAGAACGGCUCUGCGCCCUGCACCGAGCUGGUGCCGCGCGCGGCCGACGCGGGCUACCUGGUGACCAAGGUGGUGGCGGUGGACGGCGACUCGGGCCAGAACGCCUGGCUGUCGUACCAGCUGCUCAGGGCCACGGAGCCCGGGCUGUUCGGCGUGUGGGCGCCCAGCGGCGAGGUGCGCACGGCCCGGCAGCUGAGCGAGCGCGACGCGCCCAGGCACAGGCUGGCGGUGCUGGUGCGCGACCACGGCGAGCCGCCGCUGUCGGCCACCGUCACGCUGCACGUGCUGCUGGUGGACGGCUUCUCGCAGCCCCACCUGCCGCGGGCCGAGGCGGCGGCCGAGCAGGCGCGGGCCGAGCCGCUCACCGUGUCCUUGGUGGUGGCCCUGGCGGCGGUGUCGUCGCUGUUCCUGCUGUCGGUACUGGGAGUCGUGGCGGCGCGGCUGUGCGCGAGGGCCCGGGCGGCGUCUGCGGGGGUCUGCUCGGGGCCCGGGGGCGGCCUUGCGGGCCACCUGGUGGACGUGAGCGGCGGCGGGACGCUGUGCCAGGCCUACCGCUAUGAGGUGUGCCUGUCGGGAGGCUCGGGGACCGGCGAGUUCAAGUUCCUCAAACCGGUUCUCCCUCAUCUCGGGUCCCAGAGCACGGGGAAAGAAGUGGAAGAAAAUCCUUCCUUUCAGAAUUUCAGGAUUUAAUUAUUGAUAGCAGCCUAUUUAAGUAAGACAUUAA
Manis javanica (Malayan pangolin) is the source of this 2434-nucleotide messenger RNA. RefSeq names its product protocadherin beta-16-like. Gene Ontology annotation, molecular function: calcium ion binding. Gene Ontology annotation, biological process: homophilic cell-cell adhesion. NCBI's taxonomy places the organism in Eukaryota, Metazoa, Chordata, Mammalia, Pholidota, Manidae. The record is from RefSeq and is a predicted model, not a curated record. Gene Ontology annotation, cellular component: plasma membrane.